AUGACCAUCGCUGUUCAAAAGGCUGAGCCUAUUGAGACUCGCUUGUUCAUCAACAAUAAGUUCCGCAACUCAUCGAGCAGCAAAACAUUUGACGUGAUUUCCCCUUAUACCAAAGAAGUGGUAGCACAAGUCCAAGAAGCAGACCUGAAAGAUGUUGAUGAUGCCGUUGCUGCAGCCAAUGCAGCGUUUCCAGCAUGGCGAGACCUUGGCGUUGAACAACGCGGUGUAUAUCUUCGGAAGAUAUCCAAUCUCUUCUUGGAAGCAAGCGAUGAGCUGGGCAAACUAGAGUCUCGCUGUACCGGCCGGCCAGUUUCACAGAUCAUGGAUGCAACGUAUUCGGCCGACGUUUUCAGGUACUUUAGCGAUCAUGCUUGGAGUGUGCAGGGUACCGCGAGUAACAACACACCUGGUAUCACUAAAUUGACAACCGAGGAACCAUAUGGUGUAGCUGCAUUGAUAAUUCCAUGGAAUGCGCCUUUGUGCUCGUUCUCUAUGAAAAUAGCACCGGCACUGGCAGCUGGAAAUACUGUCGUUUUGAAGUCUUCAGAGAAGGCGCCCUUGACAUCUCUGUAUGCAGCAAAGUUCUUCAUCGAAGCUGGCUUCCCACCUGGUGUCGUCAACAUCCUCUCUGGAUUCGGAAAUCUCUCGGGGGCUGCCCUCGCAGCUCAUAUGUCAGUCCGGUGCCUCAGCUUCACUGGUUCAUCCCUUACCGGUCAGAAGAUUCAAGCGGCCUCAGCCAAUUCUAAUAUGAAGAACCUGCACAUGGAGCUCGGUGGAAAGUCUCCAUCGGUUGUUUUCGAAGAUGCCGAUCUGGAGUCAGCAGCUCAACAGACACAGUUCAGCAUCAAAUAUCUCAGCGGACAGACAUGCUUUGCCAGCUCACGUGUCUAUGUCCAAGAGACUGUUGCAGAACGUUUCCUCCAGCUCUUCCGGGAAAAUUUUGCCGAUGUAAAGAUGGGUGAUCCACUCGAUCCUAAGACUUCGCAUGGUCCUCAAAUUGAUCAGGCGCAGUACACGCGGGUGAAAAACUAUCUCGGCAUUGGGGAGAAGGAUGGAGAUCUUACAGUUGGUGGGAAUGCUGGUGACGGGUUUUUCAUCAAGCCGACAAUCAUUGAGCGGGUUCCUGAAGACUCGAGACUGAUUAAGGAAGAAGUCUUUGGGCCGGUGGUGGCUAUAAAUACUUUCAAGACAGAGGAGGAGGCGAUUGAAAAGGCGAACAACACUGAGUUUGGUCUUUACGCGGCCGUCUUUACCAAAGAUAUUGAUCGGGCGAUGCGAAUGUCUCGGGCUCUAGAGGCUGGUACGGUCUGUGUGAACUGUACCAGUCCGACCAUGGUCAAAGAUGCGGCUUUUGGUGGAUGGAAAAUGAGCGGUAUUGGACGCGAGGGCUACUUGAAUACCAUUGGUAACUUUCUCCAGACUAAAAGCAUCUUGAUCAAGGCAGGCAAUAUAUGA
Messenger RNA from Penicillium taxi, 1455 nucleotides. Its product is annotated as aldehyde dehydrogenase family protein. NCBI's taxonomy places the organism in Eukaryota, Fungi, Ascomycota, Eurotiomycetes, Eurotiales, Aspergillaceae. Gene Ontology annotation, molecular function: aldehyde dehydrogenase (NAD+) activity. The coding region runs from base 1 to 1455 and encodes 484 amino acids. The transcript is spliced from 4 exons. The record is from RefSeq and is a predicted model, not a curated record.